GAGGAGGAGGGAGUUUGAAUGUGAGGCGCUCAGACUACACGGGUUUGUUUGACAAGAGCAGAGCUCUUCUGGAGUAUAAACUUCUACAUAUAAAGAUGGAAAACGGGAGAAUACACACCCAGCGGACGGCCGUGGCUAAAAGGAAAAGCCUUCAUAAUCCACGGUGGCUGCAGGACCCAGACCUGAAUCCAGCACGGCCAGUGAAAAGGCGAUGCAGGGAAAACAAGGAGAAUGCUGGACUUUCAGAGAACAUGCAGAGAAGAUCAUCAACCAGAUGCAGCAGAGCAGUGAGAGAUAUCAGACACAAGAGGGCGCCGGCUCACUGUCUACAGGCAAAUAUAUGCGCAGGCAGGUCUGAGGACAGUGAGUGGGGUGAAGCAGUGAGUGGUAAGAGUCCAGCAGCACCACAGGUUAAAGUAGCAGCAGUCGUUAAAACCUCUGUGAAGAAUGACCCGCAGCCCGUCCCCAGAAAGAAGAGGAAGAUCCAGCCCUCUGUGUUCAGAGGCAAAGGCCAACUGAAACUGAUAGUAACGCCAUACAAUAGACUGCUCUGUGUACAAAUUCUAGAAGCCAGAGGACUUUUGGGUAAAGAAUACAGACCAUGUGACUCAUAUGUCAAGAUAUCACUGGUUCCAGAAGUCGACCACAGCAAAAGACAGAGGACCAGGACGGUCUUAGACUGCAAGAACCCGGUCUUCAACGAGACCUUUGCAAUAUCUGUGGGUGAAGAAGAGCUACACAAGAGAUUGCUGGUCACCGCUUGGAAUCGCAGUCGGACUUCUAGAAGGAUUGACUUCCUGGGCUGUAUGAGUUUUGGAGUUCAGUCCCUCAUUUCAUCAGCAAAGGAGAUUAGGGGCUGGUAUUAUCUCCUGGGUGAAGAGCUGGGCAGGAGCAAACAUCUGCGAGUGGCUUCACGUCGCAUCAAGCAGUCGGCCGAAGCUGCCCUGUCCAACCACGCUGCUGGACCUGAGUUCGCGGCCCAACCUGAGAACACCCAGUCGCUGACCGUUACCAUUCUGAGAGGCAAGGAUGGAUUCGGCUUCACCAUCUGCUCAGACUCACCUGUACGAGUGCAGGCAGUAGACCCAGGUGGACCGGCUCACCAGGCAGGCCUGCAACAGCUGGACACAUUACUGCAGCUGAAUGGUCAACCAGUGGAGCACUGGAAGUGUGUGGAUCUGGCCCAUGCCAUCAGAAAUUGCAGGAAUGAAAUCACGGUGGUGGUGUGGAGAACAAUGCCAGUCAUGAAGCCUUACUACGAGGGCCUGAUCCACAGACCCUCGUACAAACCCACCGGCUUCGACACGCUUUCCCCCAACGCCAAGACCCAAAACAAGACUCCGCCCCUGCUGUCUCGCCCCUCCAACCAUAAACCUGGACGCCGUAAGAAAGGAAGCAGCUCUGAAAGCACAGGAAGCGGAGGCGGGGAGCCGUCUUGGUCAUGGACGGGGAAACGGGAUGAGAACGACUACAAAACACGCACACAGACUCUCAAGGGCACCCGGGUGACAUCAUCAAACGGCGACAACUACAUCAUCCUGUCCCCCGUGAACCCGGGAAACCAGAUAUUACAGCCUGUUUAUCCAGACAGCAAUGGGACACUAGGAACUCUUGGCCGAAUCUAUCAGUCCCACCCCUCUAGAGGGCUUCAGCAGAGCACAGGAUACCUACAGGACCCAGCACUGGAGGCACGAGCCACCCUGCGCAGGUCUCUGAACAGCAAAACUGCCACCAUACCCCCCUCAGCCUACCGACAGAGCUUCGCAAACUACCAGAACUGCACCAUCGUCCAGUCCCAUCUCCCCCACUCCAACUACGGCACUUACGUAACCCUGGCCCCCAAGAUCCUCAUCUUUCCCGUAUUCGUGCAGCCGCUGGAUCUCUGCAGCCCGGACAGAACUCUGCUGCUGUCUGAGGAGAUGAUCCUUCAUGACAGCACACACAUGUCACUUAAGGCCACAGUGUUUAUCUACACAGACCUGAUACUCCUGACCAGAGAGGAUGAGCCGGGCCGGUGCAAUGUGCUGCAGAGUCCACUGUACCUCCAUCAGAUCCAGCUGCAGGACGUUCCUGCAGAUAAACUGCGACUGUACAUCUCCUACAGAGUAGAGAGAUCGGAGUGUCUGUUCAGUUUGGAGGCCUUUUCAGCCGAGCAGAAGAGAAGAGUGUACCAGUGCUUGAGAGACAACAUUAACAAGCAGCUCACCCUGAGGGACAGAAUGGGUCCAGAUCAGAUGCUGGAGCCGAAGACUGGAGAUCAGGCUGAGCUUGGGUUGCUUGGUUUUGGAUCACACAGUGUUUCUGAACCUUGCUCUCCUUCAUGUCCCUCCGGGUCUCCGCUCACAGAGCAGAGCAGAACCAGGCUCACAACCAGCACCCCCACCGAGCGCCUCUCCUACCCGGACCUGCGCUGCGGCUCCGGCAGCUCCGGCGACGCCGUCCAGCCCCCUCCCCCGCCUGGAGACGCCGGUAAAGCUGUGUACAUGGAGACUUCUGCCAUCUGGAAGGAGAGGGGCAAGGAGCCAAAGAGAGGCGAGCAGGAGGCGGAGCUGGAGAGAAGGGAGCAGGGCGAGGGCGAGAGCGCCUCGGAGACGGUCAGCGUGGGGGCCCGUCCCACAUCUUCAUCCUCCUCAUCCUCGCCUCUCAUCAUCCCCAAACUGUGCCUGGACCGCUCCUACAAGCCGGACCCGCUGACCUCGCCGUCCACCGAUGAUGACAACGAGGAGGAGGAGGAGUAUGAGGAGGACAGUGAUGAAGGCUAUCUGAAGCGCAGGAGCCUGGUGGAGAUGUCACCCAGCCGGGGGCAGCAGAGCGGGGGGCUGUGCGUGCAGCGCUCCCUUCACCGGCGCACCCACAGCGAGGGCAGCCUCCUUCAGGAGCCCCGAUCCCCCCGCUUCAUCUCAGACCAGGCCAUCCACUGCCUGGACGACGGGAGGGAGACCCAGGACCGCUGGACCAUCCCGUCCCCUCAGACCCUGCGCAAAGAGCUCAACAAGAACGGGGGGUCCGUGCACCAAAUCUGCCUGCUGUUUACCGGCAGAAGGGUCUGCGGUGAGCCAAACUGCAAGUGUCAGAUUGGGAAAAGUGUCACGAAAAAGAAGAAAUCCAAAAAUCUGGCCAAAGACAUGAAGAAUCGACUGACCUUCCUCCGGAAGAAGAACAACGACAGACAUGGAAUCCAUCCAGCCAGCAGGCUUGAGAAAGUCUUCAAAUGGGAUAAACCCACUUCAGAGGAAGCUCUUAAAUGGGGAGAAUGUUUUGACCUGUUGCUUUCUCACAAAUAUGGAAUGGCAGCGUUCCGCUCCUUCCUGCAGACGGAGUUCAGCGAGGAGAAUCUGGAUUUCUGGCUGGCUUGCGAGGACUACAGGAGGAUCAAGUCUCUGUCCAAGAUGGCUUCCAGAGCGAAGAAGAUAUAUGCACAGUACAUCUCCAUUCAGGCGUGUAAAGAGGUCAAUCUGGACUCGUACACCCGGGAGCAGACCAAGGAGAACAUGGAGAACAUUAGCGCUGGCUGCUUUGACCUGGCCCAGAGCAGGAUCUAUGGACUCAUGGAGAAAGACCCCUACCCUCGCUUCCUCCGCUCAGACAUUUACAUGGACUUAACCCACCAGAAACGACCCGGUUCUGCAACAGAGCUGUCUUAGAGCUGCUCAGAGUCGACACUAGGAAAUCAGAACAGAGAGGCCAUCUCCACUGAUAGUACAUCCCUAUAGUACAUCCUGGAAUCAGUAGGCUGAUGUAUCUUUUACUGGAUGAUGUAAGGGCAGCAGUCGGUGUAUCACGGUGUAUCAGACUGUUGUACAGCACUGUGUACAGUAUGUACGUGUGUUAGUUGUUUUGGUUGCAGUGCUGAUAUAUAUAUACCAUCAAUAGGGGGGGGGUCUGUUCUGAGAGGCAUCUCAGAAUGACGAACGUCUGUCUUGUUUCGGCUCCAUGCUGCCCCCUGCUGGGUGACGCUGGGGAAAAAAAAGGUGACAUAAACAGAAAUGCCUAAAAAGUGAAGUGUUGGCCUUCGCCCCAUAUGGCCUCGUUGGCUUGGUGUGUGGAGGGUGAAGAGCGUGUUGUGUUGGGAUGUGAGGAAGACGAGAGAAAGCUUGGUACUGAUUUGUUUUGAUGCGCUUUGACUGCGUUUCGCUGCAGUCCUUCCCUUUCCUUCCCCGAGAACAAGGUACAUCCGUUCAGAUUUCAAACAGCGGCACAACUAACUUAACUGCCCUCUGUGCACAGAUCGGAUGACAUUUGAGUAUUGUUAUAUAUUUAUGAAUAUAGUUUACAUGCUCCCUGGGAAGAGCUAUGCCUUGUCGAUGUCAGUAUUCAUCAUCUUUCUUUUUUAACGUUACUUGUAGGAAUGCGCUGAAUAUUUGGAAAUAGCCGAAAUUAUGUGGCUAAAAAGGGGGGAAAAAAGCAAUUUUGAUGUGAAAACUACAAACUACAGUGACGUUUAGCUUGGAGUGAGAUGAUCUUUGUAAAUGCAGCAUUGGGUUUACACAUGCUUUUUAAAGUGUCAGAGAAUGACCUAAGAAUGUCUGGACACUUCUAUACAGGCAAAAUUAAUGAAAACCUGCAAAAAAAAAAAAAACCUCUGUAUUUGGUGUUUGAUAUUCAGUAUUUUAAUCCAAAUGCAUCGUAUACGUUUUAAGUUCAGCCAAAUAUGGUCUUUUUAAGUGCAUCCCCAGUCACUUAUUUCAUUUAGGAGAGUUUAUAGACCUUGAUUGCCACCUGGGUUGCCACCCAUUCUGUAAAAUACAGAACAUCCUUUAUUUGGCAAUUAAAUUUUCCGGCUUGUAUUGAACCAAUAUGCGCAGCGAUUUGUUCUUUAUUUCAAUAAAUGCCCAUCUAUAACAAAUAUACAGCUCUGGAAAAAAAAGAGACCACUUCAGUUUCUGAAUCAGUUUCUCUAUAAAUUUUACUAUUUAUAAGUAUGUGUUUGAGUAAAAUGAAUAUUGUUGUUUUAUUCUAUAAACUACAGACAACAUUUCUCCCAAAUUCCAAAUAAAAAAUAUUGUCAUUUAGAGCAUUCAUUAGCAGAAAAUGAGAAAUGGCUAAAAUAACAAAAAAAAAGAAGCAGAGCUUUCAGACCUCAAAUAAUGCAAAGAAAAAACAAGUUCAUAUUCAUAAAGUUUUAAGAGUUCAGAAAUCAAUAUUUGGUGGAAUAACCCUGGUUUUUAAUCACAAUGUUCAUGCAUCAUGGCAUGUUCUCCUCCACCAGUCUUACACACUGCUUUUGGAUAAUUUUAUGCCUUUACUCCUGGUGCAAAAAUUCAAGCAGUUCAGUUUGGUUUGAUGGCUUGUGAUCAUCCAUCCUCCUCUUGAUUAUAUUCCAGAGGUUUUAAAUUAGGUAAAAUCAAAGAAACUCAUCAUUUUUAAAUGGUCUCAAUUAAGUCCCUUAAUUUAAUUUCUGAACGGUGGCAAGUUUUUAGUUUUCAGUACAGUAAACAGUAUGAAGAUCGCAAAACAUUGGAUAUCCCUGGUCUAAAAUAAUAAUCUGCCAGUCUUUAUAUGGUGUCCAAAUGUUAUGAUGAUUGAACCAGUAAGAAAAAGGCUCCAAAUUUGGACUUGAAACUAAAUAUUUAUAUUUCAUUGAUUUUCAUAAAAAAUGUAAGAAGUUUUUUUUUUUUUUAAAUCUUCUCCUUUAAACGUCGCCUGUAAAGUUUUUGGGGAUGCACGACACGCCUUUUGCAUGACAGUGAAAAUUGGUAAGUUUUCAACCUGCUUAUGCUUCACUGGCUGCUGAUCUCUCAUUUCCAUAUCUGGAAAAAAUGCAUAUUUAUUACAUUUACAAUAAAAUGUAUUAAUGCAGUACAGGAGACCCCUACCAGCCCACCUUAAAAGACUAGACCGGCUUAAAAAAGGUGAACAGGCAUGACUUUCUGCCAUAUAGCUGGAAAUUGUUUCAGGCAAUGUCUGAUUUGUUUCCACUACAGGACAUGUUUUGUGUGGAUUAGGCAAGGGGCGGGGCCUGUGUUGUGCUCUAUUCACACAUGAGCUCACUCAGCCAAUACCCAGACUUUAUACUAAGGGACUGUCAGGAUAAAGUUCAGGUGAUGUUCAGUUCAGUACAACUAAUCCUGAGAUAUUUGUGUUCACACACACGUCUCACACUUUUCUGGAUUACAGUAUCUAGAAAAGAUCUGGGACAGAUACCCUGAAUGUUUGAAAGGGGCUUUAUUGGUCAUUUCAGUAGAUGAUAAUAAUCAUUAUCAAUAUAAUAAAGGAAAAGGUAAAGGGAGCAGAGUGAAAAGGUGAAAAGGUAACACACAUAUAUAAGAAUAUAUGAAUAUAUGGAAAUAUGAAACUCUGAGAUAUAUAUAGCCUAGCUAUUUGUGUUGUUAAACAAAAAUAUGGGUGUUUUCUGUUGGUAGGGAGUCUGUUAUUUAAGCGUACUGAGAUCUGAGAUGUUAAACAAACAACAAACAGAAAAAAAAUCAAACCUCAAUAUACUGUAUAUGUUUUCUAAUUCAUACUGAGUAACUCUCUAAGCAUAGAGGUGCAGUGCAUGUUCCGUGCAUAAACGUCAAGAGUCACUUAAUGGGAGGCGGCGGAGCUUCUGUCAGUGUUUUAAUCUUACAGGAGAUCAGAUUUUUAUUAAAUUGCUCUUAUUGUCUUUUUUUUUUGUCUUCUUUUAAUCCUAUCUCUUUGUAAGUAUGAUUAUUGCUGUAUUUAUUUGUGGUCUCAUAAUCCACUUACUGCUGCUUGUGAGUGCUCAGUAUUCAGAACAAAUAAAGCUACGUCAAAUAAUGUA
Molecule: messenger RNA, 6742 nt
Organism: Astyanax mexicanus (Mexican tetra)
Lineage: Eukaryota; Metazoa; Chordata; Actinopteri; Characiformes; Acestrorhamphidae
Product: regulator of G-protein signaling 3
Exons: 25
Coding region: 96-3644 (1182 amino acids)
Biological process (GO): signal transduction
Cellular component (GO): plasma membrane; nucleus
Molecular function (GO): protein binding
Source: RefSeq, a predicted model, not a curated record